AUGCUCUAUUCGAUGCGAUAUGUUUUGAGGUUAUGUCGGAGGCAAGCAGUUUUACAAAACAAACGAAUAACACAAGCUCGAGCUAUAACAAGCGUUGAAACAGAACAAAAAUCAGACAAAAAUGAUGAUACGAAACACUAUCCCGAGUUGUUACAGAAAUACAAAGACAAAAUAAUUUUUAACUCGUACUUAGAAAACGAUAAGCUGAAAUUAGGCUACUUUAAGUAUCACAAGAAAGUCCUUAAACAAGCAAAAGCCACGUUAAAGAAAGAAUUUCAGGAGAAAAGUUUACCCCCACUCCCAGUGGCAUUACAGUACUAUGUAGACAAAGACAAAUUACUUUCAGUUGAAAACACAACCAACCAAGUCUUAGAACCUGACAAAGAGCUGCAGCUUCCCUUUGGGUCGUCUACGAAAAUAGAAUAUGAUGAAAAGUCAGAGAUUCCAUCACAAUCAGCUUCUAAUGCUAAGGAAGUAACAUCAUCUCUACCACAGCCUGAACAAGUAUUUGAUAGAUCAGACAUAAAUAAAUGGAUGACAAACUAUGAGUACUUUGAUGACAGCAAAAUGUUAUCUGAAGACUUGGAAGAUGGAUCUGAAGAUCAAAGUGACUGGUCCAAGUACUAUGGUACUCCUGAUCCUACAGUCCGAGUGAGUAAAGUGGCAUGUGGGGGCUGCGGUGCUCUGCUUCACUGUAGCGACCCUGCCAUCCCAGGAUACUUGCCGAGUGAGAUCUACAAGGGCAGAGCAGUAGAGGAACUCAAGACUAUGGAGUGCCAAAGAUGUCAUUUCCUCAAGGAGUACAACAUUGCACUGGAUGUCAGUGUUGAGCCAGAAGAGUAUGAGAAAUUAUUGGAAUCCAUCAGAAAUGUAAAAUCCCUAGUUCUACUAAUGGUUGAUUUACUUGACUUUCCCUGCUCAAUAUGGCCGGGCAUUGUGGACAUCAUAGGGACAGACAGACCCAUAAUACUUGUUGCUAAUAAGGUGGACUUGCUGCCUGGUGACAGUAUUGGAUAUUUGAAACGUGUUAAAGAAUCCCUUAUGACACAGAUAAAAAACUCGAAGCUAAAUGACGCAAACAUAAAGCAUGUUGCUCUGAUAUCAGCUAAAACAGGUUAUGGAGUAGAAGAGCUCAUCUCAGCCAUGUUCAAACUGUGGCUGUGCAAGGGCGACGUGUUCCUUGUGGGCUGCACCAAUGUAGGCAAGAGCUCUUUGUUCAAUGCCUUGCUGCAGUCUGACUACUGCAAAGUGCAUGCUGUGGACAUCAUCAAACGUGCCACUGUCAGUCGCUGGCCAGGCACAACACUAAAUCUUCUCAAAUUCCCUAUCAACAGACCUUCAGGUUGGAAAAUAUACCAAAGAACACGAAGAUUGCAAUCUGAAGCUAAACUCUACAAAAUUGAAAAAGAAAUUAGAAAUGCUCAGUUGCAAGGUAAAACACCUGAGGAGGCUCCCGCCUUGAUUGGACAUAUAGGGCGGUCAUUCUCUGAACUCUAUGACAUUGACAAUAUUGAUUUAGAAAAACAAAGAAUGACAGUUUUCAAUGAAAGGAAUAAAAUAUUUGCAAAGAGCAAAUGGUUGUAUGACACCCCUGGAGUGAUCCACCCUGAUCAAGUGCUGUCUCUCCUUAGCACUGAGGAAUUGCUUGUAACCAUUCCUAAACAAUUGAUCAAACCACAGACCUACUACAUAUAUGAAGGUUACACGUUAUUUAUUGGCGGUCUGGCUCGGGUAGACCUCGUCGACAGUGCGGAGCCUUGUCGCUUUACUAUAUUUUGUUCCGAGAGCUUGCCAAUAACUGUUACAAAGACUGAGGAUGCUGACGACAUGUACGACAAGUUUGUGGGCACGGAGCUGUUCGCAGCGCCCAGCGGGGGACGCGCGAGACUCAGCAGGUGGCCGGGCCUGCAGCAUGCUGCGGACUUACUGGAGUUUACUGGGGAAGGACCCAAGUUGCUCUGUGGGGAUAUUGUGUUGUCUUCGGUGGCUUGGGUUGGAGUCACAACUAAGAAGGGAACGAGUUGUAAGGUGCGCGCGUGGACACCGGAGAGAAGAGGAAUCUAUAGACGGCAACCUUCGGUUUUGCCAUACUCUAUUAAUUUGAAGGGCAAGAGGUUGCGCGACACGCCAGCGUAUUUAGUCGGAAAAGUGUUCUCUGAUGAAGAAUAG
This is a messenger RNA of Spodoptera littoralis (African cotton leafworm), 2169 nucleotides long. The record is from the annotation of a GenBank genome assembly. NCBI's taxonomy places the organism in Eukaryota, Metazoa, Arthropoda, Insecta, Lepidoptera, Noctuidae.